AAUAAAUAAAACAUUAAAUCGAUUUCGGCACGUUCGGUCAGAUAGUCAGAUCAAAAUUUUUGCGAACACAAAAUGAUCCAUUACGCAUACGGUUUCGGAGUUAUAGCCGCCCUAAUCGUUGCGUUCAUCCUCCAACAGAUAUGCACGAGAGUAUGGACGCGAUUCUUUUCGUCCACAAGCCAAGAGAAAUCGGUGUUGGCGGCGCUCCGAAAGAAAACCGGUUACACAUUCUCCAACUGUAAGAAAGCUCUUGAAAUGCACAACAACGACCUGGAAAAGGCUGAGGUUUGGUUAAGAGAACAGGCUCAGGCUUUGGGUUGGUCGAAGGCAACAAAAUUAGAAGGUAGACAAACGUCGCAGGGUUUAAUUGGAGUCGCCGUUAAUAAAUCGCACGGAGUCCUAGUGGAAGUAAACUGCGAAACAGAUUUCGUGGCCCGGAACCAGGAGUUUCGGAAAAUCGUUGAAACGGCAACAAAAGUUUGCCUCAACUUUUCUCAUUCCCAGGCGCGCCCACAAACCAAAUCCGUCUCCCGGACCAUUCAGAGUAGCUUGAGUGCAGAGCAGUUGGGCAGUCUGAAGGCCGACGACGGUAAACCCCUAUCCGAUCACUUGGCACUCAUGAUCGGCGUUGUCGGGGAAAACGCGUCCCUGAAACGCGCGACAUGUUUACAAGCCGGUGAGGAUACAAAAAUUGUCGGAUACGCGCAUCCAUCGGGAAAUUCACAAGGCAACGUGCUCUUCGGACGACUUUGUGGUUUAAUUGCGCUUAAAUCUAACUCAGAUAAUAUGGAUAACGAAAGUUUAGAAGACUUGGGGAAGAAACUGUGCCAACACGUGGUCGGCAUGAAUCCCCUCAAAAUUGGCAGUGCUAAAGACAAACCUGCGGCGAAAAGGGACGAAGAAACGUGCCUGAUUCACCAGGACUACCUUUUGGACGAAUCGAUGACUGUACAAGAAGUUUUGAACAAGCACCAAGUCGAGAUAGUCGAUUUCAAGAGAUUCGAGUGCGGAGAAGGCUCGCCUCUUAUCACUGAACAGCCCAUCGAUUUUGUAGAGACUUGCCAGUAGUAAUGGAUCGUUUUUAUCAAAUAAAUUUGUUGCGUUUAGAAAUAUA
This is a messenger RNA of Aethina tumida (small hive beetle), 1114 nucleotides long. It is a transcript of the gene mEFTs, whose product is annotated as elongation factor Ts, mitochondrial. The transcript has 4 exons. The coding region runs from base 73 to 1068 and encodes 331 amino acids. Gene Ontology annotation, biological process: mitochondrial translational elongation. NCBI's taxonomy places the organism in Eukaryota, Metazoa, Arthropoda, Insecta, Coleoptera, Nitidulidae. Gene Ontology annotation, molecular function: protein binding; translation elongation factor activity. Gene Ontology annotation, cellular component: mitochondrial matrix. The record is from RefSeq and is a predicted model, not a curated record.